AGGAUGGAGACCUGGUAGAUGGAGCCUGACUCAAGGGAGCAAUAAUGAGACUCAACACUACCAUCAUCACCACCACUAUGGAUGGGAGAUCUGUGACGACAAAAGACAAGGACUCUUCCUUUCGCAUCCUCACAGCUUGCUUCCUCUCUCUGCUGAUCCUCUCCACCUUGUUGGGCAACACCCUGGUCUGUGUGGCUGUGGUCAGAUUCCGCCAUCUCAGGUCCAAAGUCACCAACUUUUUCGUGAUCUCCUUGGCCGUGUCUGACCUCUUAGUUGCAGUGUUGGUCAUGCCCUGGAAAGCGGUGAGUGGGGUGGCUGGUUAUUGGCCCUUUGGCUCUUUCUGUACCAUCUGGGUGGCCUUCGACAUCAUGUGUUCCACAGCGUCCAUCCUCAACCUGUGUGUCAUCAGCGUAGACAGAUACUGGGCCAUCUCCAGCCCCUUUCGUUACGAGCGCAAAAUGACCCCCAAAGUGGCUUUCAUUAUGAUUGGUGUGGCUUGGACCCUCUCAGUUCUGAUCUCCUUCAUCCCAGUUCAGCUAGACUGGCACAAGGCUAAGGCCACCUCCACAUUACUGGAUUACAAUGUCAGCUACCAGGGUCAGGGCAGAGUGGACAACUGUGACUCUAGUCUGAAUAGGACCUAUGCUAUCUCAUCCUCUCUGAUCAGCUUCUACAUCCCAGUGGCUAUCAUGCUGGUCACCUACACCAGGAUCUACCGCAUUGCCCAGAAGCAGAUCAGGCGCAUCUCGGCAUUAGAGAGGGCUGCCGUACAUGCCAAGAACUGCCAGACCAGCUGUGAGAGCGGCAGCCUGGAUGGGCAACAACAACAACAACAGCAGCAGUCAGAGAGCUCUUUCAAGAUGUCCUUCAAGAGAGAGACCAAAGUCCUCAAGACAUUGUCGGUGAUCAUGGGGGUCUUUGUAUGCUGUUGGCUGCCCUUUUUCAUCCUCAAUUGCAUUGUGCCCUUUUGUGAGCACCCAGGGAGAGUCAGCACCAAGGACCAGUUGCCUUGCAUUAGUGACACCACAUUUGAUAUCUUUGUAUGGUUCGGGUGGGCCAAUUCCUCGCUCAAUCCCAUCAUCUACGCCUUCAACGCGGACUUCCGCAAGGCUUUCUCCACCUUGCUGGGCUGUCACAGGCUGUGUUCAGGCAACGCGGUGGAAACUGUAACUAUCCACAACAAUGGUGUGACUGGUUGUAACCCUGAGCCCUCGGGACAGCAGCAACAGCAAGUACUCGGCAAUUGUGUCUACCUGAUUCCGCAUCCGGUGUCUUGCGAGGCGGGCAAUGCUCCUGACCCGCACCACUGCUGCCCGCGAAAACUCUCGCCAGCCUCCCUACACGGGGCUGUGAGUCUCCAGUCUGGCUAUAAUACAGACUGCGAGGCGGACGUGUCAUUGGAAAAAAUUACUCCUAUUACUCAGAAUGGGCAACACAACACUUGA
Callorhinchus milii (elephant shark) is the source of this 1445-nucleotide messenger RNA. Its product is annotated as D(1) dopamine receptor. Bases 45 to 1445 code for a protein of 466 amino acids. Gene Ontology annotation, molecular function: G protein-coupled receptor activity; dopamine neurotransmitter receptor activity, coupled via Gs. Lineage: Eukaryota; Metazoa; Chordata; Chondrichthyes; Chimaeriformes; Callorhinchidae. Gene Ontology annotation, cellular component: plasma membrane. The record is from RefSeq and is a predicted model, not a curated record. Gene Ontology annotation, biological process: adenylate cyclase-activating adrenergic receptor signaling pathway; G protein-coupled dopamine receptor signaling pathway; vasodilation. The transcript has a single exon.